Acaulospora colombiana is the source of this 1035-nucleotide messenger RNA. NCBI's taxonomy places the organism in Eukaryota, Fungi, Glomeromycota, Glomeromycetes, Diversisporales, Acaulosporaceae. The record is from the annotation of a GenBank genome assembly.
GUUUAUAGUGAAUAUUUGGCGCUGUUAGUGUGUAAUGACAGUAGUCGAGCCUGGCGUUGUGAUCAAUCUGGUGGCGAGUUCCAGGAAGGCAACUGGAAUUCAGACUCCGCCCAGAUCGUGAACACCAAGCGUGUCCACACGCGACUUCAUCAAGAAGCAGGAGGAGCCUUCAUUACAAAUGACAACAAUUCAACCGCCGUGAACUCGGAAAAUCGAAUUGAGAAAGUUUCUAAUGUCGUUACAUAUUAUCGUUACCAAGGUCGCGAGUUUUCGGAAGCCCCUGCUGGACUUACUAAGCAGCCUCCAGCACCUUCGACCCUCGCCGUGAACUCGGCGACAUGCUCGAUAAUGCUUGUCUCACAAUCUAUCAUGAGCUCAUUAUCCGGAAAAGUCGCCAUUGUCACAGGAGCUGCUCGAGGAAUCGGAGCAAGUAUCGCCAUCAGUCUCGCUAAAGAGGGAGCAAAUGUAGUUGUCAACUACGUGUCUCCAUCUUCCAAACCACUGGCGGAGAAAGUCGCUCAAGAAGCCCAGAGUUAUGGUCCCAAAGCGCUUGUCGUUCAAGCUAACGUUGGCUCUUUGAGUGACAUUGACAAACUGGUCAAACAAACGGUCUCCCAGUUUGGCAGGAUAGACAUUCUUGUGAACAACGGAGGUGUGGUGGACUUUGCCAAUAUUGGCGACAUCACGCCCGAAUCAUUCACUCGUAUUCUGUCGUCCCUCAUAUGGGAGAAGGCGGUCGCAUCAUCAACGUAUCGAGCGUUGCAGCUCGUCAAGGCUGCUGUAGAGAGUAUCACUCGAGUAAUGGGAACUGAACUGAGGGAUAAAGGAAUCCGAGUGAACGCGAUUAAUCCAGGACCCGUUGUGACAGACAUGUUCACUUCUCUUCCUGACGAGCUUCAAGAUCACUUCAGAGCGACCCAUCCCGUUGCUCAGCCAGCGGAUAUCGCAGACGCGGUUCUGUUUCUUGCUGGACCCAACAGUCGAUGGAUCAAUGGUGGAACCUUGAACACUAAUAACGCUGCUAUCUUUAACUAA